Molecule: messenger RNA, 129 nt
Organism: Anisakis simplex (herring worm)
Lineage: Eukaryota; Metazoa; Nematoda; Chromadorea; Rhabditida; Anisakidae
Source: the annotation of a GenBank genome assembly
GUUGUUGCCUCGACAGUGAAUGCUGAAGAGGAGAAGGAAAUGCGUCGUCAACGACGCUUCAGACGUCGCUCGGAUACGCAAGGAAUGAUUCCGAAUCAGAAAGUAUGUGAGUUCCAAUUCCUCCUAUGA